Messenger RNA from Cyclocybe aegerita, 657 nucleotides. The record is from the annotation of a GenBank genome assembly. NCBI's taxonomy places the organism in Eukaryota, Fungi, Basidiomycota, Agaricomycetes, Agaricales, Hemipholiotaceae.
AUGCUUGCGCGGUGCGCCAAUCUUCCAGUCGACCUCCGAAAUGGAUCCGGAGUUGGCAGUGGGCACCUUGUGGGCUGGCUUCCAAUUCCAGAAGAUGUUGCCGGAGAAAAAGGAAAGCGUUGGUUUGUCAACCUGAAGCGCGAGAUCUGGCAUGAGGCUGUCGCCUUGAUUGUCGCCUUGAUUGAGCUUUACACCAAGCUUGGAGCCGCUGUACAAUGUGCAGAUGGGGUCACCCAUCAAUUAUUCCCCCAUAUCCUGAUGCUCUCAGCCGACUUUGAGGAGCAAACAAUGAUGGCAUUGACUCAGGGUUCAAACGGCUCGUUCCCCUGCCCCAUCUGCCUCGUUCCAAAGGCAUCAAUCCCCGAUCUUUCGAUAACCUACUGGGAACAAACCACAGAGGAGAUGCAAAGAAUCUGGGACGACACUCAAGCACUCAACCAGACCCAACAUGAAGAACUCUUGAGUCAAUAUAGCCUCCGAGAUGUCCAGAAUAUCUUCUGGAGUCUACACGGAGUUGACAUUUACCGUGCGCUCUCAUGGGAUCGUCUUCAUGCCUAUCACGAUGGACUUUUCUCGGAUCACCUCCUAGUUGAGCUCAAAGCGAUUGUGAAGAAGCUUCCGGGGCGCACCACUGAGAUCGCAAUUGAUCAUGCAUGA